Messenger RNA from Carcharodon carcharias (great white shark), 1041 nucleotides. RefSeq names its product mitochondrial ribosomal protein L9 (gene mrpl9). Bases 33 to 821 code for a protein of 262 amino acids. The record is from RefSeq and is a predicted model, not a curated record. The transcript is spliced from 7 exons. Gene Ontology annotation, cellular component: mitochondrion; ribosome. Gene Ontology annotation, molecular function: structural constituent of ribosome. Gene Ontology annotation, biological process: translation. NCBI's taxonomy places the organism in Eukaryota, Metazoa, Chordata, Chondrichthyes, Lamniformes, Lamnidae.
UAGUCGGUGCCGGCGGAGCCUUUUUCCCUGCGAUGUGGAGACUCGGCCUCAGAUUCCUCCGGCCCCGGGGCGGCGGGGAGGCGGCGGGAGGAGGAGGAGGAGGAGGAGGGAGAGGCCGAGGAUUCGGAUUCAGCUCGGCCCUGAGGACGGUCAUCGUGCAGCGCUGGUGGCAGGUUCCGCUCGCCAAGGAGGGCAAGCCGGCGAGACUGCACCCCAGGAGGCACCGGGUCUACAAACUGGUGGAGGACACGAAACAGAGGCCCAAGGAGGAGCUGGAGCUGAUCCUGACGCAGACGGUGCCCAAGCUCGGAGGCCGAGGGGACACGGUGUUUGUAAAGAAGUCGGUUGGCCGUAACCAGCUCCUUCCCCAUGGCCUCGCCGUCUACCCCUCACCGGAGAACAGGGCCAUGUUUGCAGAGGAGCGCAGGUUGCUUCGAGAGGGGAAACCAGAGGAGAGAACUCAGACCCGGACUGGAGAAAUGAUGGUUGAGUUCCUGAAGAAUUCCAAGCUGAUGGUGCGGAUGAAGAACAACGUGAAGUGGGAGCUGACAAAGGAGCUUAUCUGUCGGCACUUCCUAAAGGAGCUCCGAGUGUUUGUGCCUCCAGAAGCCUUGAAGAUUCCCGAUGAACCGAUCACGACCUGGGGAGAGCACUGGUGUGAAGUCAUGGUGAAUGGGAUUGAAACCGUCCGCAUGCCUAUGUCAGUGCUGAACUUCGAGCGCCCAAAGACCCGGCGCUACAAGGAGUGGCUGCUCCAUCAGCAGGGACAGAGGGAGGAGGUGGAGGAGCAGGAGGGGGAGGAGCCGGCCAAAGUGACCUGACCGCGAGACGAGGCGCCAGGAAUCGCCGCUGCCGUUCGUUUCUGCCUCUGACACAUCACUGGGAGCCCCGGCGACAUCUGCCUUGGUGUUGGUGCAGCUCUCAGGAAGGUGGGCGUGGUGUCAAGCUUAUCGCCUCCCCACCCGUAAUUAGUGUGCGCGCUGUGGCUGUAAUGUGAACGUUGACUGUAACCCCCGUUAAUAAAUGACUCGUUUCGAUUGA